CACUAUGACCAUGUGGGCAGGAAGGAUAAUACCAAAGAUCCUCCACUCCGCUUUAACCCUCUCUGAUAGCACUAAAGGUAGUAGGCUACCAACACUAGGGUAGUUCCCAAACGGAGGCUGUCGUACGAACUCAGUGAUGGUUCAGCGUGCCUUUCAAAAUAUCCUCGUCUUCCUUUGGUACAUUACCAAUCAUCAAGGCAUGGCUCGUGGACACCAGAAGAUUCAGUCCCAGCAGAAGAACGCCAAGAAAGCUGCAGAGAAGAAAAAAGGACAGGGAGCAGAUCAGAAGACCGCAGCCAAAGCGGCAUUAAUUCACACAUGUCCAGUAUGCAGGACCCAGAUGCCAGAUCCUAAAACAUUUAAACAACAUUUUGAGAGUAAACACCCCAAAUCCCCAAUGCCUGCUGAGCUUGAGGAUGUGCAAGCUUAGGAACACAAGUUUGUGAAUUCGGCCCAUUAUAUGGAACGGAGUCAAGACAGAAAUGCUAAUGAAGAGAAGAAUGACGCUUCAGAAUUUGGGGGAGAUAUACCAGAGCCCCAAAAAUGACUGAAGCUCACCAGCACUCAACUGCAGUGCUCCAAACCAUGCCAUGGUGAUACAUUUGGGAUCACUAGUCUGCUACUGUUAGUGGAUUUUAUGUUUUGCCCACUCACUUGCAUUCCACUCCUGACAGUAGACAAUACUUUUGAGCCUUCUCCCUGUGAUCUAAGUCAACCGAUUUUUUGUUAUUAUUCUUUUAUGUAGAUUUUUUUUGGACCCUUUGAGUUUGUUUUUGUGGUUGACUUCAGAUUAAACAGACCAAGCAAGAUUCAAAACUAUGUUGAUAUAGGUAACAUGGAUUUUUAAAUUAUUAUUAUUGCAAUGUAACAGUAUGGUUGUGUAUUCAUUUCAUCUGGUUGCCAAUAAAAUGUCAAGGUUUUUUUCUUAA
Molecule: messenger RNA, 929 nt
Organism: Sardina pilchardus (European sardine)
Lineage: Eukaryota; Metazoa; Chordata; Actinopteri; Clupeiformes; Clupeidae
Product: Zinc finger protein 706-like
Exons: 4
Coding region: 137-430 (97 amino acids)
Source: RefSeq, a predicted model, not a curated record